Messenger RNA from Dentiscutata erythropus, 237 nucleotides. The record is from the annotation of a GenBank genome assembly. NCBI's taxonomy places the organism in Eukaryota, Fungi, Glomeromycota, Glomeromycetes, Diversisporales, Gigasporaceae.
AUGUUGAUAAAAAAUAAUGAUUUUAAUGAUUUGGAUCCGCAAAGAGAACCACUAGAGGAAGAACUUGAAGAAAUUAAAGAAUAUCAUUUCCAUGUAUAUUUCUUUCAGGAUAAUAAAAAGUCUUGUGAAGCUGCAGUUGCUUUACGAGAAAAGAUUCUUGAAUUAAUUAAGAAAGGGUUCUUUCAUCCUGUUCCUUAUGAAAUAGUUAAUCAUGAACCCAGGGGACCUCAUACGAUA